CCACACUGUUCUCCAUAGUGGCUGUACUAGUUCGCAUUCCUACCCCUUCAGAGAUUUUGUUGAUGACCUACAUCCAUUUAUACUUGCAACUCUUAAAAAGUUGGGUAUAUUUUUACCCUCUUUUCAGAGGUGAGGAAAUGGAAGUUGGCAAUGGCUAAGUAUCCUUUUAUCAUAAAGCUAGGUAAGCAGUCGGCAGGAAGUCUAUGGAGGCCACCUCACUGCUAAGCUCUGUGCUGUACUGAACAGUGUUCUGGAGGUGUGAGACAAGUCCAUCAAGUGGUUAGAGAACAUGUUCACCUCACUCAGGAAUUCUCAUGUUCCCUAGGGACCAUGGAUAUUGUGCUUUCGUCAAUGUUUUCUGCUUAAGAAGAAAGUAUAAAAUUGAGGUUCCUAUGCUCAAAUCCUAAUAAACUGUGAAAUACUCAGCCCUUUUCUGCUGCUCAGAGCCCUUCACCGCCCCAUGCCCUUUGCCUCCAUUCACAUUGGCCUAUAGGCUCCUUCCUGCCACCAAAUGCGUCCAUCAGAAUAUGACCAUUCUCAGCCACCAUCACUAUUUGAAAAGGGAAGAAAAUAUCAACAAGAUUAAGUACUCUUGUGUUUAUUAAAUAGCUUCUGAAACUUGUAGAAUUUAAAAAAAAUUGUCUUGUGACCGUUGACUUCUUUGCAAGGUGCAAUUCAAGAUUCCAAGUGAGGAUCCCAGCCAUGGAGACCUGCAGGAUUUUAUUAACCCCUUGAUGACACAGACAGUGUAGACAUCGGGAUUACAGUAAUCUUCCAUUUGUUGUUUAAAGGUUUCAAACUCUUGUGUGAUGUUAAAAUGUUCUGUUAUGUGGGAUUAACUGGAAAAUCCAUUCUUAGCAUGCUGAUUAAUUCAGGGCCAUAUCCAUUAAGUGGCUGAUUCUUAGUUCACUGUCUUGUCAGUCUCAAUUACAAGCUAUCCUGUGGAGGUUUCCUUGACAGAAAUAAAUGUAACCUUCUGUCUCAUUUCAUCCUGUCAGUGUUCAUCACAGAGGGGCUAAAUUUUUCAAUUCGAUUUAUUCAUUUAUUUAUUUAUUUUUUAAGGUAACAAUUACUUCUGUUGCUUUCAGGUUACAAUCACUUCAUCAUUUUCAUCCCAGAGCCAAUAUAAUACAAUGUCAAGUAAUAGAUAUAGGAUUUUUCAAAAACUACAAAUGGUUCUGUUGUAACUUUCUCCAGUGAAAAAGAAAAUGUGGCCAUUUACAUGAACUGGAAAAAAAUAUAUAGCCCCACUCAGCUAUCAAAAAAACAUUACCUAUAAAAAAAAAGUUCACCAAUAAAAAAAGUUUUUGUUUGUCAGACCACUAUUAUUCAGGCUGAAAUAUACCUCCCACCUUUUAUGUUAAUCUGCCCAACUAAUUCAAAUAAGCUAAGAAUAUGCAAUAGAUCAUUAAAAAUUGACAGUAAAAUCAUCAAAAUGUCACUGACAUUAUAUAACUAAAUGCCAUUUAGAUGAAUCAUACGCAGACACUAUUAAACAAUGACACACGAAGGCAGCCCCCUACUCCACCCCAUAACCACUCCCCCUUAAAAUAAAGUAAUUUAAAAAAUACAGAAGUUCUUAUAAAGAGAUGAUGUGUUAUCUUUUUUCCCCUUUUAAUCAUUAUUCAGAUUCAGGCAUUUAAAGAGUUGUCUAAAAACCCUCCAGUCAAAUGCUUUGUGCAGCGUUCAAUAUGUAACACUCUAGCUAAUGGAAAAAGCAGGCGGUGGAAGGGAGAACUUUCUGUUGUCAAGCUGAAGAGUGCUUCAAAGAAGAUUCUCAUUUGAAACUCUGUUGUCAGCAAUGAAGGAUUCCAAAUGCAGCUGAACCCAGAACUCUGACUGUGAAUGACAUGAAUUACAUAGCAUCCAGUGGACUUCUAUUCAAAGAUGGCAAAAAGCGGAUUGAUUACAUCUUGGUUUAUAGAAAGUCAAAUAUACAAUAUGACAAAAGAAACACAUUUGAAAAGAACCUCAGAGCGGAAGGCUUAAUGUUAGAAAAGGAGCCAGCUGUUGCAAACUCGGAUAUCAUGUUUAUUAAAAUUCACAUUCCGUGGGACACACUUUGCAAGUAUGCAGAGAGACUGAAUAUUAGGAUGCCCUUCAGGAAAAAAUCUUAUUACACUGACCGGAGGAGCAAAUCAAUGGGCAGGGUGCAAAAAUAUUUUAGGAGAAUCAAAAAAUGGAUGUCCCAAAAUCCAAUGGUUCUCGACAAGUCAGCUUUCCCAGAGCUGGAGGAGUCAGACUGCUAUACUGGCCCCUUCAGCCGUGCACGGAUUCACCACUUCAUAAUUAACAAUAAGGACACCUUCUUCAGCAAUGCUACUCGAAGCAGAAUAGUCUAUCACAUGCUGCAGCACACCAAAUAUGAAAAUGGAAUAUCAAAAGUGGGUAUCUGUAAACUUAUAAACAAUGGCUCAUAUAUAGCAGCUUUUCCCCCACAUGAGGGAGCCUAUAAGAGUAGCCAACCCAUCAAAACCCACGGACCUCAGAAUAACAGACAUCUAUUAUAUGAACGCUGGGCACGCUGGGGAAUGUGGUACAAGCAUCAGCCCCUGGAUUUAAUCAGGCUGUACUUUGGUGAGAAGAUUGGAUUAUACUUUGCUUGGCUGGGGUGGUAUACUGGAAUGCUGAUUCCUGCAGCCAUUGUUGGCUUGUGUGUGUUCUUCUAUGGAAUAUUAACAAUGAAUGCAAGUCAAGUAAGCCAAGAAAUUUGCAAGGCCACUGAAGUCUUCAUGUGCCCUCUCUGUGAUAAGAACUGCUCACUGCAGAGACUCAACGAAAGCUGUAUCUACGCCAAGGUGACAUAUCUGUUUGAUAAUGGAGGGACAGUCUUCUUCGCUAUUUUUAUGGCAAUAUGGGCCACAGUCUUCCUGGAGUUUUGGAAAAGGAGAAGAAGUACACUAACCUAUACUUGGGACCUUAUUGAAUGGGAAGAAGAGGAGGAAACCCUUCGUCCCCAGUUUGAAGCAAAGUAUUACAAGAUGGAGCGAGUGAAUCCUAUCAGUGGAAAACCUGAACCACAUCAGCCUUCCUCAGACAAAGUCACUCGUCUUCUUGUUUCUAUCUCAGGAAUAUUCUUCAUGAUUUCCCUGGUGAUCACUGCAGUGUUCGCAGUUGUGGUGUAUCGCCUGGUUGUCAUGGAACAGUUUGCAUCAUUCAAGUGGAAUUUCAUCAAACAACACUGGCAGUUUGCAACUUCCGCUGCUGCAGUCUGUAUCAAUUUUGUAAUCAUUAUGGCAUUGAAUGUUGCUUAUGAAAAAAUUGCUUACCUUCUCACUAAUUUAGAAUAUCCUCGAACAGAAUCUGAAUGGGAAAACAGCUUUGCUUUGAAGAUGUUCCUCUUCCAAUUUGUCAAUUUGAACAGUUCUAUCUUCUAUAUUGCUUUCUUUUUGGGGAGAUUCGUUGGCCAUCCAGGAAAGUACAAUAAACUUUUCAACCGGUGGAGACUGGAGGAAUGUCAUCCCAGUGGCUGUUUGAUAGACCUUUGCCUCCAGAUGGGAGUUAUCAUGUUUUUGAAGCAAAUAUGGAACAACUUCAUGGAACUGGGAUACCCAUUGAUCCAGAACUGGUGGUCACGACAUAAAAUCAAGCGGGGAAUUCAAGAUGCUUCCAUCCCUCAGUGGGAAAAUGACUGGAAUCUGCAGCCCAUGAAUAUUCACGGACUGAUGGAUGAGUACUUAGAAAUGGUUUUGCAGUUUGGUUUUACUACCAUCUUCGUUGCAGCUUUUCCUCUGGCCCCUCUUUUGGCUUUGUUAAACAAUAUCAUCGAAAUCAGGCUGGAUGCAUACAAAUUUGUCACCCAGUGGCGGAGGCCUUUGCCAGCCCGAGCAACCGACAUAGGUAUCUGGUAUGGAAUUCUUGAAGGAAUUGGUAUAUUGGCUGUGAUCACUAAUGCGUUUGUAAUUGCUAUAACAUCUGAUUACAUCCCACGUUUUGUCUAUGAAUACAAAUAUGGCCCCUGUGCAACUCAUUUUGAAUAUAGUGAAAGUUGUUUAACAGGAUAUGUCAACAAUAGCCUAUCCUUCUUUGACCUGAGUGAACUUGGCAUAGGAAAAUCUGGGUAUUGCAGGUACCGAGACUACAGAGGUCCUCCUUGGAGUUCCAAACCCUAUGAAUUCACCCUCCAAUACUGGCAUAUCCUCGCUGCUAGACUGGCCUUCAUUAUUGUGUUUGAGCACCUUGUUUUUGGGAUCAAGUCUUUCAUCGCAUACCUGAUUCCGGAUGUACCAAAGAACCUAUAUGACCGAAUAAGACGGGAGAAGUACUUAGUCCAAGAAAUGAUGUACGAGGCUGAACUAGAACACUUGCAACAGCAGCGGAGAAAAAGUGGUCACCCUGUUCAUCAUGAAUGGCCUUAGUGGAUCCGUUGCCCAGUGGGGGCAAUACCAUUAGUGGACAUGAUGGCAAAUUAUAAUUCUAGGUGGAAUCUAAGAGGAAGGCAUACCUGGCAAACCACAUGUAUAAUAUGAUACUUGGAAAUACAUCACAGCCAUCUCUGGAUUUGAAAUAUCCAGUCGUCUAGGGAAGAAGAAAAAUGGCUCAUGACCUUAAAAAAUGGUUAGAUUGACAUUGCAGGAAGCCAGGGUCUAAUUCUCAGAACCAGCCUCAGGGAGUUGUGUGUUUGGAAAUCUCCACCUUCCAUCAACACAGUAUACUAGGAAGUGUGAUGACGAGGUUUCUAAUGACAGAUUUCCUUGUAAAUGUUCACAAGUCAGGCAUGACUUAAAGUAUCAUGUGGUCCUCAUGUGCACACUAAUCUGACUUUGGAACCUUAGGUUGAGUUGAGCUACUUACCAAGAAAUGACAAAUCAGUUAUUGCCUUUGCUGCCAGAACUCCAUGUCCCUUCAAGUUAUUAUUUUAUAAGAAUUUCCUUUGUUUCUUGCUGGGAUUUUUGGAUCUGUAUCACAGGAAAUUCAUGUUGUUUUUCACUGACUAUGCAGUUGAAGAGUUGCACAACUUCAGUAGUCAAACCAAAAAUCUAAGACUCCAAAAAGAAUACCAUUCAUUGAAAUAAUACUCUAUUGCAUUGGCUGCAUUCAAAUCUGUUUUAUCACUAGCAGAUUCACUUUCACUGCCUUUUUUUCUCCUUUACUAAAGGCCAAUGGAGUCAUAUUGUUAUAAAAUAUGGAUGCUCAUUCUCAUAUCAUUUAGAAGAUAAUGAAUCCGUAUUUUACUGUGGAAGGCUGUUUUAUAGUAUAUUUAAUUUCCACCUCCCUGAUUUAUUGCAGUUCUCACAGAAUAACUUGAAAUGCUGUAAAUAUAUUGAUUUUCCUUGUACCUUUGCACCUUGCAAUAUGGAACACAAGUUAUUAAUACAAUUCAUGCAGCUCUGAGACCAGUUACACAAUAUUCCAUUGUAGCUUGUUUAUUCAGGAAAACAGAAGCCAGAUGCUUUGCAACAUGUAAGCUUUUCCAACAACGUGCACUCUUGCUCGUGAGCUGAUGAAAACAAUGCAUGAAUAUAAAUUUAUAUUAUUUGUAAAAGAACACAUUUUUUUGAGUUUUACUUUCUCUUCAUCACUGAAGGGAGUUUUCUGUUAUUUCUUUGGUAGAUUGAUUUGGUUUAUUUUUGAAAACUCACUAGAAAGAAACUCAAAUUAAUUGUGAAAGACAUCGUUUUUGCUUGUUGUGGAGUUGCUGUUUCUCUGAACUCUGUGAGCAUGAAUGUUCACAGACUGAUGUUGAGGAAGCAUUCAAAUAAAGUCUGGUGGAGGCAUAAACUAUGGGGGUAGGAUGGGAAGAAAGAGAAGAGUUGAAUUAAGAAAAUAUAUAGUAGAAAUCAAGACACUUUUAAUUGCAAAACAAAGCUAAUCUCAAUUUUCUUCUUCUGGGAAUGGGAUGAGGCAUGCAUAAUCGUGGUGCUGGUUGCUAAGUCAUGCCCAUUUUUUUGAGACCCCAUAGACUGCAGCCUGCCAGGCUCCUCUGUCCAUGGGAUUCUCCAGACAAGAAUAUUGGAGGGUUUGCCAUUUCCUUACCCAUGGGAUCUUCCCGACCCAGGGAUCGAACCCAAAUCUCGUACAUUGACAGGCAGACUCUUUACCACUGAGCCACUAGAGAAGCUCGUAUGUAAUCAUGCAUUCAUACACAUAUGUGAUUUUUUUUGUGUGCCGUUUAAAGGUACAGUUAUUUCCAAAAUGUAUAAAGACCAGUGGAAAUAAAACUACUUUGUAUAUAUGCAAGGGUUUCUCUAGCAAGAAAAAUCAUAAAGUUUCUCUUCACUAUUUAAAAAAUUUUAACAAUGAAGUGUUUUUUGUUUUGUUUUAUUUUAGUUUUCCUUCUUUCUCUCCAGAGAUAAAUAAAUCACAGUGGUUGGUUGAUUUUUGUCAAAAAUACUUACUUCCCUACCUGCCCUCUGAUUCUGAGCAAGAGGAAGAACUUCAGACUCUAAAUGUCCCUCCCAUCCCCUUGUCUCAAGGAAUUCUUCCAUUCAGAUUCCAGAAUCUUCCUCAGAUUCCAGAGAGGUUUUGUUUCUGCCACCUGCCUAUUCACAGUAACUAAUUGUACUAACUUCACAAAGAAACUUUAAAUACUUCCAUUUUGUAGCAUCUGCAUUUCCUUUUCUUUGUUUGUUAAAUAUAUACACAUGCCUGAGGAUAAAUACUCUCUAUGCCUAUUGAAGACAUAAAUGAACCUGACAUUUAUGUCCUUUUACAAUUAGGGACACAAGGCAAAGCCAUUUGCCUUAUAGUAAAGAAUACAGAUAGCCCUUGAGAAUUUGUCUCUUUCUGAGUUAUUUUUAUAUAACCAUAUAAAAUCAUAUUGAUUACCUAGCAGGAAUAAAUGAAAAGAAAAAGGUAUUUUUAAUAAAAAUUAUGAUACAUUGAUUUAGGAAAUGCCUUCUCUGAUAUUUUUGAAAUCGAUGGAAAAAUAGAGAAACAAUGAAAAAAAUUAUCUGAAAUUCUCCUUUUGUGAACCAGUGCAGUAGAAUCUAGUUAUAUCUUCAUCAUUGUUGACAGCAAAAUAUUGACAGCCCCUCACGGUAUAUCAGUUUUAGACAACUCAGUUUUAGUUGAGAGAAAUAUUUUAUAUCAUGGUUUUCGUAUGAAUACAAAUUAUUUCUCAAAGAUUUAUAUAACACACUAUUCUCAGGAAUUCUGUAUUACAUGAAUGCUGCUUAUAUAUUUUCUUAUUCUAAAUUGUUGUCUUUUCAAGCAGAUAACUAAUAUAUACAUGUAUGUGCAUGCUCUCAGCCUUGACAAGUUGCGCCAGGCUGUAGCAUUUUCAUUGUACAGUGUGUGGAAAAUCGCUCUAGGUUAUAGCUGAAAUUGUUUACAGUUGUCUGAGUCCGUGCACGCACUUUGAGAUAAAAUGUGCCUGAGUGACUGCAUGAGGAGAUACAACUUCUGAAUGCUGCAUAUUCUUCCAAAAUGACUCUUAGCACAAUCUGUUGUAGAAUGCGAUAAAACAGAAUCUUUUUCACUCAAUAAAUUUUCAUGUGAGAUGGUAUUUUUCCUAUAA
This is a messenger RNA of Bubalus bubalis (water buffalo), 7459 nucleotides long. It is a transcript of the gene ANO3, whose product is annotated as anoctamin 3. The transcript has 24 exons. Lineage: Eukaryota; Metazoa; Chordata; Mammalia; Artiodactyla; Bovidae. Gene Ontology annotation, cellular component: plasma membrane. Gene Ontology annotation, biological process: chloride transmembrane transport. The record is from RefSeq and is a predicted model, not a curated record. Gene Ontology annotation, molecular function: chloride channel activity; protein dimerization activity. Bases 1851 to 4358 code for a protein of 835 amino acids.